AUGGUGUAUGUCAGUGCCAGUGGUCUGCAACCCGCAGAAGUUUUUCUGCUGGCAUUCAAAAAAUAUUCCGCCAGUCCGCGAGGAAUUUUAUGGAAACUUGCUGGCCCACAAGCCCCGAAAAGGUUGUGGAACACUGGCCAGUUCAUUGAUCGAGUGCGAGUGGAUCGUGGCGUGGACCUGUCCAAGGUGACCUUCGAGCUGGGAGAGUCGGCGCAUUUGGACGGGUCCGACUUCUUCCGCAUUGACCCCAAGACCGGGAACAUCUAUUUGGACGAAUCCCUGGAAGACCACGUUGAUCAAGAGUUCUACUUGUUCGUCAAGGCCUCGACUGUUGACGGGCCAACGUCGAGCCUGGAGGUGAGAGUCUUCGUUGAGCCGCCGGAUGAGGGCGCCAACGGCGGCCCUCCGCGUCUAUCUGCUCCCCGCCCCGGCUUGCCUUUCAUAUCGUAUCAGGACAGCGAUAGUUCGCGUCCAUUUUGUGAAACCAACGUUUUACUUCAUAAUUUCCAGCAACAAAAGAAAGAAGUAUCUGGGGAAAUGAACAGUGUCGACACGACGGACGAAAGCAGCCGCGGUGAAAGCAGCAUCGUGACGUCUCCCAGCGGGCUGAUGCACUGGCACCGCGCCCUGUCGAACCGUUAUGAAUCGACGGGUCCAGGCGAGGAAUCCGCGCCAGCGUUGACCGAACAAAGUAAAUGGGAAUUCCCUAGGCAUCAUCUUCGCAUUCUGGGGAUUCUUGGAGAAGGCUGCUUUGGUCAAGUGUGGAAGUGCGAAGCCCUUAACGUUGGAGAACCGGUGUUCGUGAUUCUCGAGUACGUUCAACACGGAAAACUGCAGAGUUAUCUGCGAGCGAGCAGAGCUGAGCAUUAUUAUGGAAAUCUGCACGGGAAGUCUUCGCAUCUCACUUCACGGGAUCUCACCUCUUUCGCUUUCCAAGUCUCAAAGGGAAUGGAUUACCUGACUUCUAAAGGCAGGCUGCAUAUACCGAUAAUUCACCGCGAUUUGGCGGCAAGGAACGUGCUUGUCGGGGAGAAGAACAUUUGCAAGGUUGCCGAUUUUGGCUUUGCACGAGAUUUAGUUGGCAAUGGAGUCUACGAAAGGAAGAGCGAGGGACGAUUGCCGAUCCGGUGGAUGGCGCCGGAGUCUCUGUAUGACAACAUUUUCACUGCCAAAACUGACGUGUGGAGUUUCGGUGUCCUCAUGUGGGAGAUAGUCACUCUUGGUUCAACGCCAUAUCCGGGAAUGGCAGCCGGAGACGUAAUGCGGAAAGUGAGAGAUGGUUACAGGCUGGAAAAGCCAGAUCACUGUCGCCGAGAAAUUUACAAUAUCAUGUACUACUGCUGGGACCGGGACCCGAAAGAAAGGCCCAAUUUCAGCGAGUUGACCCAGUUGCUCGACCAACUCCUGAUGUCAGAGACUGAUUACAUCGAGUUGGAUCGCUUCCCAGAUCACGCUUACUACAACAUCAUCUCAAACAUGAGUGGAGAGAAACUGUGAAUGUCCGGGGAAUGAGUUGAUUUUUUUUAUCGUUCUCGCUGAGUAUUUGACUGUAAUUCGGCGAUCGGUCACAUUUCCGCAUUAGCUGUUAAUAUUGCUUCAUGCAGAAGCACAUAAGACAACGGGUCCAGCGGUGCGGUGGAAAAUAAGUCAAUCGUUUUACUCUCCAUCAAGGAACUCGAUGGCCUCACACACCUGUGCUUUCUUGGUUAGUGUCAUGCUUCUUCGUGAAGCAGAAUUUUCAGCUAAUGCCGAAGUUUGACAGCACUUUAUCAGUUUAGUGAAUCUCCAUGAAGGACCGUGAUUCGUUCGCAUCCCAUAGGCUUGGUUGCUGCGAAAAACUGUGAUAAUAUCCCGCAUACUUGAGAAACCUUGAUUGAAUGAAGGUUCAUGGGUCGUUCGGGUCACUGAGAGGUACGUCAGAAGAAGGUGUAUACACAAUGCAUGCUGGUGACUGAUGCCUUAUCAGAUGUUGAGCUGGUUCUAGCCCCAGAAGCCAACAGGAACUUUUUUCUUUUUCUAGAUUAUGGCCUCUUUCUUUUUUUUGCUGUUGAAUGCGUGAAACGCGA
Notodromas monacha is the source of this 2066-nucleotide messenger RNA. Lineage: Eukaryota; Metazoa; Arthropoda; Ostracoda; Podocopida; Cyprididae. The record is from the annotation of a GenBank genome assembly.